Messenger RNA from Brassica napus (rape), 2180 nucleotides. Its product is annotated as vacuolar fusion protein MON1 homolog. Bases 160 to 1821 code for a protein of 553 amino acids. The transcript has 14 exons. Lineage: Eukaryota; Viridiplantae; Streptophyta; Magnoliopsida; Brassicales; Brassicaceae. Gene Ontology annotation, biological process: vesicle-mediated transport; protein targeting to vacuole. The record is from RefSeq and is a predicted model, not a curated record.
UCCGAGUAAAACUGGAUCCAAUGGUGGAUCGUGAAUCAUCUUCUCGUCGAUGCGAGUGGACAAAAGUGAUUUUGCAGAGAUUUCAAUGAACAACAAGACUUGCCGUUGGAUCGCUUUCUCUUCCUUGGCAAUUCCGUCGAAUCUCUACCGAUUUCAACAAUGACGACUUCAGAUUCGAGCUCUUCUUCUUCUUCAUCAUCCGCCAACGAUUUCGCCGAUCGGAACCCUAGCACCGAUCCGGGGACGAAUUCGGACCGUGUUCAAAGUCAGUUGGAGUCAAUGAAUCUGUCUGAGCCAAGCGGAGUCUCUGAUGGAAGCCCCACCGAUGAUGAUGACGAGGAGGUUGCAUCGGCCAACGGGAUUGAAGGCGGGGAGGAGAUAGAGGCGUUGCCAAGGGCGGGGGAGCAUCCGGUGGAAAUGGAGGCAGGGGAGGAGCCGCCGAGUCCGACGAGCAGCGGUUACGAUGGGGAGAGAGGGAGCAGCGGCGGAGCUUCCUCUACCUACAAAGCUGACGAGGAUGAGAUUCGGGAAGCUAAUGUGGACGCUGACACCGCCUCGCAGCAUGAAGCCGCGUGGUUGCCUGGGAAACGCCAUGUCGACGAGGAUGAUGCUUCUCUUUCGUGGAGAAAGAGGAAGAAGCAUUUCUUUAUAUUGAGUAACUCCGGAAAACCCAUAUAUUCCAGAUAUGGAGAUGAACAUAAGCUUGCUGGAUUUUCAGCUACUCUUCAAGCUAUUAUUUCCUUUGUUGAGAAUGGUGGUGACCGUGUCAAUUUAGUCAAGGCAGGAAAACACCAGGUUGUCUUUCUCGUGAAAGGGCCAAUAUACCUGGUUUGCAUCAGCUGUACAGAUGAAACAUAUGAGUAUUUAAGGGGGCAGUUGGAUCUUCUUUAUGGUCAGAUGAUAGUGAUUUUAACAAAGUCAAUAGACAGAUGUUUUGAGAAGAAUGCAAAGUUCGACAUGACACCCUUGCUUGGAGGGACAGAUGCUGUCUUCUCAUCUCUUGUCCAUUCAUUUAGCUGGAACCCAGCUACAUUUCUACAUGCCUACACUUGUCUUCCCCUUCCGUAUGCGUCGAGGAAAGCUACAGGGACAGUAUUACAAGACGUUUGCGCGUCUGGGGUCUUGUUUGCACUGCUAAUGUGCAGACACAAGGUUGUCAGUCUUGCUGGUGCACAGAAAGCUUCUCUCCAUCCCGAUGACUUGCUUCUACUCUCAAAUUUUGUCAUGUCUUCAGAAUCAUUCAGGACAUCAGAAUCUUUCUCACCAAUCUGUCUACCAAGAUACAAUCCUCAGGCCUUUUUGCAUGCCUAUGUCCACUUCUUCGAUGAUGAUACAUAUGUGAUAUUGCUUACCACGCGUUCAGAUGCCUUCUAUCAUCUCAAAGAUGGCAGGGUUCGUAUCGAGGCUGUUCUUGUCAAGUCAAAUAUCCUUACUACGGUUCAAAGAUCAAUCGCUGAAGGUGGAUUGCGUGUUGAGGAUUUGCCAAUAGACCGCCGGCUUAGACAGAAACCAUCAUCUACUAAUAAUCAGGGACAAGAUUCAACGGAGGUAUCAGUGGGAACUGGAGGUCCCUUUGGACUUUGGCAUUUCAUGUAUCGCAGUGUAUACUUAGAUCAAUACGUUUCCUCUGAGUUCUCACCUCCAGUAACUAGUCACAGACAACAGAAAAGUCUAUACCGAGCAUACCAGAAACUCUAUGCUUCAAUGCAUGAGAAAGGAUUGGGACCCCACAAGACUCAAUAUAGAAGAGACGAAAACUACAAAAAAGAGCUUUGCGAAAAUUGCUGCAGCUCUGCUAUGCUGGGUCACACCAGAUUUUGAACUCUACGCAGCAUUUGAUCCCCUUGCAGACAAGGCGAUGGCGAUAAAGAUAUGCAAUCAGGUGUGCCAGAGGGUAAAAGAGGUGGAGAAUGAAGUGUUUUUGCAAGGAGCUAGCCCUUUCUCUUGGUGAUAUAUAUAUAUAUACGUUUGGGGUUUUUUCUACUAUGUUUGAUACUUACAAUUACCAAAUCUUGUACUUUUAGAAGCACACCUCCUUUUCUUUGCUUCUGAAGUAAUAUGGCAAUAAUGUGUAAUUCAUUGGUGUAUCGUAACCAGAAGCUCUUGUGAUGCUUCUCUUCUGUGAAACCAGAAUACUUUUUGUAAUGAAUAGUCAAACAUUUAGAAUUAGUUUAUGAAUC